CGUCACACAGCCGAGCUGCUGUUGGGCGGAAGCAGCAGCCGAAACACCCACGGGUGCUCUGCGUAAGUAUGAAGCCCAGCCUCAUUCAGAACUAGCGCUUAUUCCUGCUCGUUAUCUCCCGGUGCAAAUUCGGCCGGACCGUGUCUCACCGGAUUUCUCACUGACAGAUUGUGGAAUGCUGCUGGACGAGUCUCCACUUUUUGAUCCCUCUUUGCUUCGGGAGUUGGACUGGAACAGCAACACCGUGUCCUUCUCGCCUCCGAUCUCACCAUCCAGCCCAGGAGAUGAUCUGGUGCUCAGGCCUCUGUGUACGGCGGAUUUUAAUAAAGGGUUCUUCCAAGUCUUAUCUCAGCUUACUAAGACGGGCGAAGUCACGCCGGAGCAGUUUGUCAGCAAGUUCAAGCACAUGAAGAAGACGGGAGACUACUACGUCGUCGUCGUGGAGGACACAAACCUGGGACAAGUUGUCGCCACGGCCACGCUGAUCAUUGAACACAAAUUUAUUCACUCCUGUGCCAAGAGGGGCCGGGUGGAGGAGGUGGUUGUCAGCGACGUGUGCAGAGGGAAGCAGCUCGGCAAACUGUUGGUGUCAACGCUCACUCUUCUCAGCAAAAAAAUGAACUGCUAUAAAAUCACCCUGGAAUGUGCUCCCACAAACGUGGCUUUCUACCAAAAGUUUAAAUACAGCGCUUCAGACGAGACUUACAUGCAGUGCCGAUUCUUCGACUGAGCAUUGUGGCGUCAAACAGCCACUCAGUUCUGGUGGGGAUGGGAAUGUCAUGCGCCGUUUCUUUUCUUUUUACAUCUGACUUCUGCACUUAUGAUGAGGGUCUUAAGCACUGAUGGGGGUGCUCCCUGGGAUUGCAUUUGAUGUUAAAUCUUAUCCGACAAGGCAUCUUAAUUUCUGAACACUUGAGUAAACGUGUCGGUUCGUUGAAGCUCAGUUUGACAUAAUAAUCCCCCUUUGGUAACCGUUGCUACCUCAACAGGGCGGGUAUCUGCUGUUAUUUUCCCUUCAUGCUGGUCCCUGCAAAUGUAUUGUUUCCUCAUAGAAAAGGAGUAAUUAGUGAGUACAAAAGGGACAACAAACAUAAUAAUUUGACUGGGUUGCUACUGUUAUUAAAAAAAAAAAAUACAAUACUGUAAAAAACAUAAAAUUAGUGUCUUACUACAUGGUAAAACUACAAGUAGUGUUUGUUUGGACACUAUUUCAUGCCCCCCCCCCCCCCCCCCCCAAAAAAAAAAAAUCAAGUUUUAUUUGGUGUAGGAACUACCAUGAGAUCUGGGUUUUGUUUUUCACUUUCUGGUCCGUCUGCUUCUCUCAGCAGUUUCGUUGCUGGACACCUUGAAUGAAGUUUUGAAUACAAGAAGACUGUUAAACUAUUUCCAGUGGAUGACAAAUUUUUUUUUUUAAGAGGCUGUAGGAACAAUCUAAUGAGGCUUUCCUUCCAUUCGGGUAAUAACUGGAUUUAGAUUAUACAUUUUGUAACAAGAAAUGAAUACAAGUGAUUUUUUUUUUUUUUUUUUUUGUAAAUUCAUUUUUUAUUUAAAGAUUUUGUAGUUGAGUUUUAUAAUUGUGCUUUUAUUCUGGGGAACAUAUUUAAAAUAACUUAUUUCCAAAUGUCAAUCCAAUAAAAUAUUCUAUGAUCUGUA
Molecule: messenger RNA, 1653 nt
Organism: Fundulus heteroclitus (mummichog)
Lineage: Eukaryota; Metazoa; Chordata; Actinopteri; Cyprinodontiformes; Fundulidae
Gene: gnpnat1
Product: glucosamine-phosphate N-acetyltransferase 1
Exons: 6
Coding region: 176-730 (184 amino acids)
Biological process (GO): UDP-N-acetylglucosamine biosynthetic process
Cellular component (GO): endoplasmic reticulum-Golgi intermediate compartment; endoplasmic reticulum; Golgi apparatus
Molecular function (GO): monosaccharide binding; glucosamine 6-phosphate N-acetyltransferase activity
Source: RefSeq, a predicted model, not a curated record